Messenger RNA from Pyrus x bretschneideri (Chinese white pear), 1338 nucleotides. Its product is annotated as probable aspartic proteinase GIP2. Lineage: Eukaryota; Viridiplantae; Streptophyta; Magnoliopsida; Rosales; Rosaceae. The transcript has 3 exons. Gene Ontology annotation, biological process: proteolysis. The record is from RefSeq and is a predicted model, not a curated record. Bases 1 to 1338 code for a protein of 445 amino acids. Gene Ontology annotation, molecular function: aspartic-type endopeptidase activity.
AUGACGUCCUUCCUUCAUUGCUUUAUUCUCUUUUGCUCAGCAGUCUUGACCCAAUCGAUAAUCACCCCCUCACUAGCCAAAACUUCAUCAUUCAAACCCAAGGCCCUUGUUCUUCAAGUAGCAAAAGACGCUUCUACUCUCCAAUACCUCACUACCAUCAAGCAAAGAACCCCUCUAGUCCCCAUAAAACUAACCAUAGCUCUUGGUGGUCUAUCCCUUUGGGUGGACUGUGAGAAAGGCAACAUCUCAUCCACCUACAAGCCUGCACAAUGCGGCUCGUCCCAAUGCCAACUUGCCGAGUCCAAGUCUUGCACUACAGAGUGCUUCAGUUCUCCUAAGCCAGGGUGCUACAACAACACAUGUGACAAUGUCCCAGACAACCCUCUAGCCGCCGUAAUCACCGGCGGCGGUCAACUUGGUCAAGAUGUCGUGUCUCUCUCUUCUACAGAUGGGUCCAAUCCUGGUAGGGUUGUUUCUACACCCAACCUCCUCUUUAGUUGGGGUGACACAUCACUUUUGAAUGGCCUAGCCAAUGGUGUCAAGGGCAUGGCCGGUCUCGGCAGGUCCAAAGUUGGAAUUCCCUCUCAGAUGGCUUCCGCUUUUCACUUCCAAAGAAAAUUCGCCCUUUGCUUGUCCUUUUUUACAAGAUCAAGGUCUGCCCCAAAUGGCGUCAUUUUCUUCGGGGGUGGGCCUUAUGUUAUCCUUCUUGGCAUCGACAUCUCUAAGUCACUUACCUUCACGAAAUUGAUCCUCAACCCCGUGAGCACCGCAGGUUCUUAUUUCAUGGGCGACCCUUCGACAGACUACUUCGUCGAAGUAAAGUCAAUUAAGAUCAAUGGCAAGGUUGUUUCAUUCAACUCUACUUCAUUGCUAAACAUCAACACUGAAGGCUAUGGUGGCACAAAGAUUAGCACCUUGAAGCUUUACACGGUCUUGGAGACCUCAAUCUACAGGGCCGUGAUCAAUGCUUUUGUGAAACAAAUUUCUCGCAUACCAAGAGCGAAACCAGUAGCACCUUUCGGAGCUUGCUUCAACUCAACGAGCAUCGGUAGCACUCGUGUUGGCACGGCAGUGCCUCCCAUUGACCUUGUUCUGAGCAAAGGAGUGUACUGGAGGUUCUAUGGUGCAAACUCAAUGGUGCAAGUGAGCAAGGACGUAUUGUGUUUGGGAUUUGUGGAUGGUGGUGUUAGGCCAAGGAAUUCAGUUGUGAUUGGAGGGCAUCAAUUGGAGGACAAUCUUUUGCAGUUUGAUUUGGCUAAUAAGAGGCUAGGGUUUAGCUCCUCAUUGUUGUUUAGACAAAGUACUUGUGCCAACUUCAACUUCACGUCCACUUCUUAA